Messenger RNA from Sorghum bicolor (sorghum), 896 nucleotides. Its product is annotated as auxin-responsive protein SAUR36. The record is from RefSeq and is a predicted model, not a curated record. Lineage: Eukaryota; Viridiplantae; Streptophyta; Magnoliopsida; Poales; Poaceae. Gene Ontology annotation, biological process: response to auxin. The transcript has a single exon. Bases 325 to 756 code for a protein of 143 amino acids.
UCGGCAUGGCUCCAAUCCAAGCACUGAAAACACACCACGACCGGCACCAACAUGUGCUAGACACAUGGCCCCAUCAGAAUCUCAUCCAAAUCGUGCUCGCAGACGCAUCUUGCAACAUCGCACUCACCAUGCUCAUGGCCUUGUCCCUUGCCCAACCAUUUCGCUCCAGCAGUCCUGUGAGCUAUAUAUUCAGAGUCCGGUGGCCUCUGAACAUCAUCACUUGCAGCUUCACAAGCAAAUCAAAACAGAGCAAAGUAGCAAACUGAAGUCUCAGCUCUCCAGCUUCCAUCCAGAAAGAAGAAGAAAAAAGGCCAACAAACAACCAUGAUCAGCGCCAAGAGGAUUGCUCAUCAGGCCAAGAAGUGGCAGAGGAUGGCUGCACAAGGCAGGAAGCGCCUCAUCUGGGCUGCAGCAGCAAAGGAAGCCAACGAGUGCUGCAGCUCCGUGGCAAGCAAGGGCCACUGCACGGUGUACACGGCCGACGGCGCACGGUUCGAGGUGCCGCUGGCGUGCCUUAGCACCGUGUUCUUCCGGGAGCUCCUGCAAAUGUCACAGGAAGAGUUCGGGUUCACGGGCGGCGACGACAGGAUCACGCUCCCCUGCGACGCGGCCGUCAUGGAGUACGCCAUGUGUUUGCUCAGGAGAGGCGCCUCUGCCGAGCUAGAGCAGGCUUUCCUUAGCACCAUGGCGAUGUCGUGCCACUAUGUCAGCCGUGUGGCGCCGUGUGUUGAAGCAAGCCAGCAGAUUGCUGUUUAGUGCUGUUCAGUGUAGUGUAGGUAGUACUAGUAGAGCAAAGAUAUUAACUAGAUAAGUGUUGUUCAGAGCCUUCUAAUCCAGCAACUGAUCAAGUAAGGUGUUAUAAGUACAAGAAAAUAGAGAGACAUGAUUCCUGUUCC